Messenger RNA from Aegilops tauschii subsp. strangulata, 1781 nucleotides. Its product is annotated as hydroxycinnamoyltransferase 1-like. The record is from RefSeq and is a predicted model, not a curated record. Lineage: Eukaryota; Viridiplantae; Streptophyta; Magnoliopsida; Poales; Poaceae. Gene Ontology annotation, molecular function: acyltransferase activity, transferring groups other than amino-acyl groups.
AGUUUUGCUCCCUCUUCCAAGAUCAGCCUUUGCCCUACCUUUUCAUCUGGUUCCUGCAUAUGAUGGCGAUCAUGGUGCGACAGUCAACGAUGGUGAGGCCGGCGAGGGAGACGAUGCCGACUCGGCUAUGGAACUCCCACCUCGACCUACUGGUACCGCGCUUCCACACGCCCAGCGUCUACUUCUACCGCCGCCCCGAGGGGGCAGCGGCCACAGAAGGCUUCUUCGACGGCGAGCGGAUGCGGCAAGCGCUGGCGGAGGCACUCGUGACCUUCUACCCGAUGGCUGGCCGCCUCGCCCGCGACAAGGACGGGAGGGUCGAGAUCGACUGCAAUGGUGAGGGCGUGCUCUUCGUCGAGGCCGACGCACCGGACACCACUGUCGCUGACUAUGGCGACUUCGCGCCCACCAUGGAGCUCAAUCGCCUCAUCCCGGCCAUUGACUACACCCAGGAAAUUUCAUCCUUCCCACUCGUCGUGCUCCAGACUUGGUGGUACGGAUCACACUUGUUUGCCAUAGCUCUGCUGGCGUCUGCUUCCGAAAAACAAUUUGUACCGCUCCAGAAGAUGCGAGUGACCCAGAUAACACUGAACGCUACUGUAGCAGCGAAUCCCUGCCCUGUAAGCCGUCGGAUGGAGCCCAAUGGACGGUCAGAAAUGCAUUUCAGUGCCUGAAUUCAAAGAUUCAAAACUCAUACAAUAUAUAGUAGUAUAGAAUUUUAUGCUGUUGGCGGAUGGUAGUACAAUAGCUGCCUGUAAGAUACGAAGAAGUUACAGUUACAGUGAGCUCCAGGUGGUCCUCGGUCAAUUAUUGGUGUAGGCCAAACAACCACGUUGGAGGUUGCCUUUAUUAUAUACUCCUUCCGUCCCAUGAUAUACACUUUUAGCUUGCAAAACGAUCUUAUACUAUGGAACGGAUGGGAUAAUAGUUUUGUCAGGUUUAUCAUAAGAUUUUUUAGCCUAACUUGACUACAAGCUAAUAGUACGAGUUGGUACAUACUACUGUUUUCAUGUUUUCAAUUAAUUGGUUGGUACAUACUACAAUUUAUUGAUUACAUCAUUGGUAGAUACACCCUCCAUGUAAAAAUAUAGUGCAUACUUACUUAUGUCCCAAAUCAAACUUUGUAUACUUUGGAAAAGGUUAUUAAACAAAUAUUGACAUCUACAACACCGAUGAAAUAUAUUCAUGUCUCUUAGGUAUUGGGUAUUGAAAGUAUCUAAUAUGUAUUGUACAUUGAAAAAAGGGAGCAUAAAAUUGGAUAUUCGAGAAAGACACCCUAACAUUAAAUGUGUGAUUCGUCAAUAUUUGUUUGACUCUUUCGAUAUAAAAUUGGCCAGUUUUUUUGGUGUCAGCGGAUAGUAAUACAACAGCUAGCACUCCUACAUUAUCUGUGAACAUGUGUGCUACCACAACAGAAUGUUGUCUUAUAGCGACUAUGUGCACUGAUUGUAAUUAACCUUAGUGAAAUCAAGGCGCUAAAUUCUUCAAUGUUUUGGAUAGAAGAUGAUGAUUAAUUAUUACGUGAUCCUCACUGAUCAAAUAUAUUUCUCACAAAGGCUAUAGAGCAAUAAAGAAAUACAAAAGCCAAGCAUAAAGAAUACUAUGCAGCUGGACGAAGAAAAAAAAAAUAACAGCUAAACACUGACAUAACUAAGGUCUAAGGAUGGUGGAGAAUUUCAUAUAUUACUUUGUGUACUUAUAUAUAGGGUAACGCUAUUCUAAGCGUGAGUGUAGAAUAGCUUAUUCUACACCCCCUAGUAAACGCUAUAUACAAAAUCUAG